Messenger RNA from Malus domestica (apple), 1030 nucleotides. Its product is annotated as ethylene-responsive transcription factor 1A-like. Gene Ontology annotation, biological process: ethylene-activated signaling pathway; regulation of DNA-templated transcription. Gene Ontology annotation, molecular function: DNA binding; DNA-binding transcription factor activity. NCBI's taxonomy places the organism in Eukaryota, Viridiplantae, Streptophyta, Magnoliopsida, Rosales, Rosaceae. The record is from RefSeq and is marked provisional.
CUCUCUCUCUCUCUCUCUCUCUCUCUCUCUCUCUCUCUACACUUCAAAACACAUUUCGGUUUAAGACCCGGACCCGAAUUUUUUGGUUUUUUUUUGGCUGCGAAAUGUACGGACAGAGUGGAGCUGACUCGGACUACAUACUCCUGGAAUCGAUUCGGCGACACUUUCUGGGAGAGACGGAUCUCCUAAUCGGGAACCCGAUGAGCAACUCGGGUUCGGGACCCAUUUUUUCUCGGAGCUCCAGCUUCAGUAGCCUGUACCCGUGUUUGACCGAGAAUUGGGGUGAUUUGCCGCUCAAGGAGGACGAUUCCGAAGACAUGGUGCUCUACGGAGUACUGAGGGACGCCGUUAGCGUCGGAUGGGUUCCAUCCGGUUCGGCCGAUACGUGUUCCUACGGCUUUUCGGUAAAAUCGGAACCGGAGGUUCUGCCACCGGUGGAUAGAGUGCCGGAGAAAAAAGCGGCGCCGGUUCAACCGGUUCAGAAGUCGGCUGAAGCCGUUCCAGCUGUGGUGCCAGCGAAGGGGAAGCACUACAGAGGCGUACGGCAGCGGCCGUGGGGAAAGUUCGCGGCCGAAAUUCGGGACCCGGCUAAGAACGGCGCGAGGGUUUGGCUCGGAACUUUCGAAACAGCUGAGGACGCGGCUUUGGCUUAUGACAGAGCCGCUUACAGAAUGCGCGGGUCCAGAGCUUUGUUGAAUUUUCCACUCCGGGUGAACUCGGGCGAACCCGACCCGGUGCGGGUGACGUCUAAGCGGUCAUCAUCCGAACCGUCAUCUUCGUCUUCGGAGAACGGAUCUCCGAAGCGGAGAAAGAAGGCGGACGGCUCGAGCCCGGUUCAAGCCGGAUUGGAAAUGGGAGCAGGGAUGGGGCAGAAGCAAGUGGGAGGCCAAGCGGCGGUGUCGGUAACACGUGGCGAGCAGUUAUUGGUGGUCUGAUGAUGAGAUGGUGGGAAAAGUAGGGGAGGGAAAGCAUUGGUAGCACUACUGCUCAAAUUGUGGAGGACACUGUAAUUAUCUGAAGAUACAAUUUU